GCGGGCGGGGCCGCGCCGGGCGCCCCGGGAGCGGGGCCGGGACGGGAGCCCCACCAUGUCCAAGCUGCUGCCGGCUCAGGAGGCAGCCCGGAUCUACCAUACCAACUACGUGAGGAAUUCGCGGGCCAUGGGAGUGCUCUGGGCCCUCUUCACCCUCUGCUUCUCCAUCCUGAUGGUGGUGACCUUCAUCCAGCCGUACUGGAUCGGCGACAGCAUCGACACGCCGCAGGCCGGCUACUUCGGCCUCUUCUCCUACUGCAUCGGCAACGCGCUCACCGGGGAGCUCAUCUGCAAGGGCAGCCCCCUCGACUUCGGCACCAUCCCUUCCAGUGCCUUCAAAACUGCCAUGUUCUUCGUAGGCAUAUCCACCUUCCUUAUAAUUGGCUCCAUCCUCUGCUUCAGUCUCUUCUUCUUCUGUAACGCAGCCACCGUCUAUAAAGUGUGUGCCUGGAUGCAGCUGGCAGCAGCUACUGGACUGAUGAUUGGCUGCCUGAUCUACCCCGACGGCUGGGACUCGAGCGAGGUGAAGCGCCUGUGUGGGGACAAGACAGACAAAUACACACUGGGUGCCUGCACCGUGCGCUGGGCCUACAUCCUCUGCAUCAUUGGCAUCCUCGACGCUCUCAUACUGUCCUUCCUGGCCUUUGUGCUGGGGAACCGGCAGGACAACCUCCUCCCAUCCGAUUUCAAAGUGGAAAAUAAAGAAGAGGGAAAUGACUGACAGAGCUCAUUACCAUGGAGACCCAGAGCUCUUCUUUCAUCAGCUCUUUUCUUUAAAGUGACUUUUCUAGGAGAUUUAAACUUCUGUGGAUUUUCUACAACUGUUUUCUUCACCCAUGGGGCUGCUCUUGGCUCACAGCACUCAUGGAGUUUAUUUGAUGGGAAGAGCCCAAACUGGACAUGGGGUUUUUCUGAGUCCAUCAAUAAGAUGGGUCCUGGGCAAGAGGGGAAUGACAGUGAUUUGCUGCUUUUUUUGUGGGGUUUGUACACCUUCUUUCAAGAAAAUUACUUAUGAAUAAAAAGUAAAAUAAAAA
This is a messenger RNA of Corapipo altera (White-ruffed manakin), 1034 nucleotides long. It is a transcript of the gene LHFPL5, whose product is annotated as LHFPL tetraspan subfamily member 5. Gene Ontology annotation, cellular component: plasma membrane. Bases 56 to 721 code for a protein of 221 amino acids. Gene Ontology annotation, biological process: detection of mechanical stimulus involved in sensory perception; sensory perception of sound. The record is from RefSeq and is a predicted model, not a curated record. The transcript is spliced from 4 exons. NCBI's taxonomy places the organism in Eukaryota, Metazoa, Chordata, Aves, Passeriformes, Pipridae.